Oryzias melastigma (Indian medaka) is the source of this 4154-nucleotide messenger RNA. It is a transcript of the gene wdr35, whose product is annotated as WD repeat domain 35. Lineage: Eukaryota; Metazoa; Chordata; Actinopteri; Beloniformes; Adrianichthyidae. Gene Ontology annotation, molecular function: protein binding. The record is from RefSeq and is a predicted model, not a curated record. The transcript has 27 exons. Gene Ontology annotation, cellular component: intraciliary transport particle A; non-motile cilium. Gene Ontology annotation, biological process: intraciliary retrograde transport; protein localization to cilium; non-motile cilium assembly. The coding region runs from base 307 to 3936 and encodes 1209 amino acids.
CUUCCGGUUUACGGUUGCUACUGGAGACCGCAGGAAACCCACAUAAACUCCUGAAGGUCUAGUCUGACAACUGCAGCAACAAAACGUCAGGUUUAAAUGCUCUCGCAGAGUUGAAUUCUGAACAAAUGCAUUUGUGUAAAUGUUAAAUCCUCUGGAUUUGUAGCUCAAGUUUUUUAGUUUUAUUUAUGCGUUGAAGGGUUUAAGCUAGGAGGGCUAAGCUAACGCUCUGGGCUUUAUUAAACUCCACCGCAACGAUUCAUGCCGUUACAUUGAACUAUCAACACUGUGGGAUUUUCGACGGACACGAUGUUCAUCUACCUCAGCAAGAAGAUCGCGAUUCCGAACAACAUCCAUCUGAAGUGCGUGUCGUGGAACAAAGAUCAGGGCUGCAUCGCGUGUGGAGGUGAUGACGGUCUGCUGAAGGUGCUGAAGCUGGAAACGCAGUCAGAUGAUGCCAGGUUCAAAGGUCUUGCUGCACCAAGUAAUCUGUCCAUGAACCAGACUUUAGAAGGACACAGAGGUGCAGUGCAAGUGGUGACGUGGAAUGAACAGUAUGAGAAGCUAACAACGAGCGACCAAAACGGACUCAUCAUUGUGUGGAUGUUGUACAAAGGUGCCUGGUAUGAGGAGAUGAUCAACAACAGAAACAAGUCGGUGGUGAGAAGCAUGAGCUGGAACGCCGAUGGUCAAAAGAUCUGCAUAGUGUACGAAGACGGAGCUGUAAUCGUUGGAUCUGUGGAUGGAAAUCGGAUCUGGGGAAAGGAGCUGAAGGGGAGCCAGCUGGCUCAUGUGGCGUGGUCACCUGACAGCAAGAUCCUCCUCUUUGGAAUGGCCAAUGGGGAAGUGCACAUCUAUGACAACCAAGGAAACUUCAUAAUGAAAAUGGCCAUCAGCUGUCUCGUAGCGGCUGGAUCGGUGAGUAUAGCUGGUAUCCAGUGGUACGCGGGAACCAGAGGUUACGUCAGGCCGGACUGUCCGUGCCUCGCCAUCUGCUUCGACAAUGGAAGAUGCCAGAUCAUGCGUUAUGAGAACGAUGAAAACGCGAUCUGCAUCGAUACUCUGAUGAACGUGGUCAGUAUCCAGUGGAACCACUGUGGCAGCGUCCUGGCGGUGGCAGGUUUCCUCAGAGCCUCCACCAAGGAGAAAGAAUUCAAUGUGGUCCAGUUCUACACCCCGUUUGGAGAGCAUCUGAGGACUCUGAAGGUUCCUGGAAAGCAAAUGUCUGGGGUUGCCUGGGAGGGGGGAGGACUGCGGAUUGCUCUGGCUGUGGAUUCCUACAUUUACUUUGCCAACAUAAGACCAGAUUAUAAGUGGGGGUACUGCUGCAGCACGGUGGUGUAUGCCUACACCAAGCCAGAGCGGCAGGAGUACUGCGUGGUCUUCUGGGAAACCAAAAACAACGAGAAGUUUGUUAAAUACGUCAAGAGCUUGAUGUCUGUCACAACUUCUGGAGACUUCUGCAUCCUGGCCAGCAAAGCAGACGAAACUCAGCUUCAGGAGGACGCCGGGUUAGAGACGGGGAAUUCUGCACGGGUAACAUUCUACUCAAAGUCUCAAAUCUUAAAACAUGAUCAAAUCUUGAUCUGUGUUCUAAAGUGGCCUCUGCUGUUUGCUCCACAGUAUGUCCUGAUUCUCUGCAAUUCCAUCGGAACUCCCCUGGAUUCAAAAUACAUCGACAUCGAGCCUCUGUUUGUCACCAUGACGAAAACACACGUCGUGGCCGCAUCCAAAGAGGCCUUCUACUUGUGGCAGUACAGAGUGGCAAAGAAGCUGACGGCCAUGGGAAUCAACCAAGUGACCAGAACCAAGAAGGGAGGAAAGGAGAAUGUCUAUCACAUCGACGUGAACCCAUCUGGAACCAGUGACGGUAGUUCUGAUUUUUCCAAAGCCUUCACACCAACUCAAGAUCCCAUCUGCUGCAUUACAGCAACAGAUAAAACCCUUAUUGUGGGCCGUGAGUCUGGAACCAUCCACAGAUACAGUCUUCCAAACGUUGCGCUCUUGCACAAGUACACGUCAAACAAUCGAGCUUAUUAUUUGUCUCUGAACUGCAACUCCAGCCGGUUGGCCAUCAUUGACAUCGCAGGGGUGAUGACCCUGUUAGACCUGGAUGUCAGUGCGGCCUCAGACGGAGGUCCUAACAGGGGCAGUGCAGAUCCAUCAAAGUUUGAGCGCAAAGACGUUUGGGACAUGAAGUGGGCAAACGACAACCCUGACCUGUUCGCCAUGAUGGAAAAGACCAGGAUGUACGUCUUUAGGAACCUCGACCCAGAGGAACCCAUUCAAACUUCUGGAUACAUCUGCAACUUUGAAGACUUGGAAAUCAAAUCUGUCUUACUUGAUGAAAUCAUGAAGAACCCAGACAAGCCAAACAAAGACAAUCUCAUCAACUUUGAAAUCCGCUCCCUGAGAGACAGCCGUGCUCUCAUAGAGAAAGUUGGCAUUGAAGACGCGUCGCAGUUCAUCGAAGACAAUCCUCACCCAAGACUCUGGCGUCUGCUGGCAGAAGCAGCCCUGCAGAAGCUGGAUCUGAAGACCGCCGAGCAGGCUUUUGUCCACUGCAGAGACAAUCAAGGCAUCGAGUUUGUCAAGCGCCUGGGCAACCUGCACAGCGAACCCAUGAAGCAGGCUGAAGUGGCAGCCUACUUCGGCAGGUUUGAGGAGGCAGACUGCAUGUACCUGGAAAUGGAUCGCAGUGACCUCGCCAUUAACCUCAGGAUCAAGCUGGGAGACUGGUUCAAGGUGAUGCAGCUGCUGAAAAGUGGCUCCGGGGCGUGUGACGACACUCUGCUGCAGCAGGCGUACAACGCCAUCGGGGACUACUUUGCCGACAGACAGAAGUGGGUGAAUGCGGUUCAGUAUUACCAGCAGGGUCUGAACCAGGAGAGGCUCGCUGAAUGUUAUUACAUGUUGGAGGACUAUGCCGGCCUUGAAAGGCUGACAGCGGAGCUACCAGAGAAUCACAAGCUUUUAUCGGACAUUGGAGAAAUGUAUGCCACCGUGGGAAUGUGUGAGCAGGCUGUCAACGCCUACCUGAAGUGCAACCAGACCAGAGCUGCUAUUGACACCUGCGUCCAUCUGAACCAGUGGAACAAAGCAGUGGAACUGGCAAGAACCCACAACAUGAAAGAGAUUAAGUCUCUCCUUUCUAAAUAUGCCUCCCACCUUCUGGAGAAAAAUAAAACCCUUGAGGCGGUUGAGUUGUAUCGGAAAGCUCAUCACUUCCUGGAAGCAGCCAAGCUCAUGUUUAAAAUUGCAGAAGAUGAAGCCAAGAAGAAGAGCAACCCUCUGAGGGUGAAGAAGCUGUUCGUUCUGGCGGCGCAGCUCGUUGAAACCUACCAGGAGCAGGUGAAGACGUCGCAGCAGAGCAAGACCAAAGGAAACAAGUCUGAGGUGACGUCAGCCCUCGCAGGCCUUCUUGAGGUGGACGCCUCCUCCUCGGAGAUUCACAUUGUAGACACGGCCUGGCGGGGAGCAGAGGCGUAUCACUUCUUCCUGCUCGCUCAAAGGCAGCUGUAUGCAGGCCACAUGGAGAACGCCAUGCGCACAGCUCUUCACCUGCGCGAGUACGAGGACAUCAUCCCCGCCGUGGAGAUCUACUCCCUCCUUGCUCUCUGCGCCGCUUCCAGCCGGGCUUUUGGCACGUGCUCGCGGGCCUUCAUCAAGCUGGAAUCUCUGGAAGGUCAAAGCCCCGAUCAGCAGCAGCUUUACAAAGACCUGGCCCUGGAGAUCUUCACCAAACACGCUCCCAAAGACAGCCGCAUGGUGGAGGCGCACCUCUCAGACAGCUCCGAGGAGAAACUGCCCACAUGCAUCGUGACGGGCCUGCCGAUCCAGGAGUAUCAGUUCUGGAUGUGCAGCGUGUGCAAACACUGCGCUCUGGAGCAGGAGAUCAGUAAAUACAACACCUGCCCGCUGUGCCACACGGUCCUGUGACGCUGCACGCCCACACCUGUUCAGCAGGAGCAGUUCUGUUCUGAAGCUUUAGGAAGACUCUUAAUUUGAAAGGGAUUGUAUGUUUUAAACUUUGUGCUCUUAAAACAAUUAGAUGGAAAUUUCUCAAUUGGUAGUUUUAUACUUUAUAUUUAUCUUCCUCAUUUUCUUUGUAAAAUAUAAGAAAUAUUCUUCUAAUAAAAACACUCUUUUGUACUGAA